Molecule: messenger RNA, 237 nt
Organism: Kickxella alabastrina
Lineage: Eukaryota; Fungi; Kickxellomycota; Kickxellomycetes; Kickxellales; Kickxellaceae
Product: class I glutamine amidotransferase-like protein
Exons: 1
Source: RefSeq, a predicted model, not a curated record
GUCGACCUCACCAAUGGCAAAUGCGUGAUUACCUCGCAGAACCACGGAUAUGCCCUGGAUGACUCCCGUAUGCCCCAGGGUUGGGACAGAUACUAUGUCAAUGCCAAUGAUGGCUCGAAUGAGGGUAUUAGACAUGUGGAUAUGCCUUUUAGGUCGGUUCAGUUCCACCCCGAGGCGAAGGGAGGACCCCUGGAUACCGCUUAUUUGUUUAAGGAGUUUGUUGAUCAGGUUAGGGAG